Malania oleifera is the source of this 1152-nucleotide messenger RNA. Its product is annotated as large ribosomal subunit protein uL11m. The transcript has 2 exons. Gene Ontology annotation, molecular function: large ribosomal subunit rRNA binding; structural constituent of ribosome. The record is from RefSeq and is a predicted model, not a curated record. Gene Ontology annotation, biological process: translation. Gene Ontology annotation, cellular component: large ribosomal subunit; ribosome. Bases 436 to 903 code for a protein of 155 amino acids. NCBI's taxonomy places the organism in Eukaryota, Viridiplantae, Streptophyta, Magnoliopsida, Santalales, Ximeniaceae.
AAAUAAUUUUAAUUAAAAUAAAAUUAGAAUCGGAAAAAAACUCGAACAUGGGGUGGGGAGCACAAACAGAAACUAGCCGGUGAGCCCAAGCACGCGCUCACGAGUUUACUAAAAAACUCCGGCUCCCUAACAGCCUCCGUCGCCGGACAUCACAGCCCAGAAGGAGAAGACGACGGCAUCUGAGUUCUGAACCAGUGAAAGAGUGAACGCUAGCUUUGUGAGUCGCGACCUUUGAACCUCCCUCCCAGCCUCCAUCGCCCGACAUUGCAGCCUUCGAACCCUAGCCAUCGCCGGACAUUGCAGCGGUGCAGCCUCCAUUGCCGUACGUCGCUUCGUGGAAGGCUUGAAUCCUCUUCAAGCCAGCUGAAUCAGAAGCAGGCAAGGGUCAGACUCCCUGCAUCUCUGCAAAGUGCAGGUCCAAUCCAAGCACAGAAGAUGUCGACACUGAAGGAAAUUCUAACCAGGAGACCGGUGGCAGCCACUAUACGGCUCACUGUACCAGCUGGUGCUGCUCGCCCAGCUCCGCCAGUUGGACCAGCACUGGGGCAGUACCGGCUGAACCUUAUGGCAUUUUGCAAGGACUUUAAUGCUCGAACACAGAAGUACAAGCCUGAUACUCCCAUGGCAGUGACCAUCACAGCAUUCAAGGACAACACUUUCGAGUUCACUGUGAAGUCACCCUCAGUCACCUGGUACCUCAAGAAGGCUGCAGGCAUUGAUUCAGGCAGCAGCCGGCCUGGCCACAUCACUGCCUCCUCCCUAACCCUCAAGCACAUCUAUGAGAUUGCCAAGAUCAAGCAGUCUGAUCCCUAUUGCCAGUACAUGUCCCUAGAGGCCAUCUCCAAAUCAAUAAUCGGAACUGCCAAUACCAUGGGAAUUAAGGUUGUCAAGGAGUUGGAUUAAUUUUGCUCAAAGAAUUGAGGUUUUUCUUCUUUAGAAUCUCUUUUUGCUUGCUGAGACAGAAACGUAGUUACUUUUUUUUUUUUUUUUCCAUGUUUAAAUAGAAGGGCGAUUUGUGUUAUGCUCUCAUUUAUGUUGGAAUGAAUUGUUCCAAUCAACGAGGAGUUGCUUGUUUUGCUUUUCUAUUGCUGUUAUUGGCCAUGCCCAUGAACUAUGUUAUGUGCUUGGGAGUAAAGAAUCAUAGUUGGAAAA